This is a messenger RNA of Alnus glutinosa, 1560 nucleotides long. RefSeq names its product polygalacturonase At1g48100. The record is from RefSeq and is a predicted model, not a curated record. The transcript is spliced from 8 exons. The coding region runs from base 68 to 1483 and encodes 471 amino acids. Gene Ontology annotation, molecular function: polygalacturonase activity. NCBI's taxonomy places the organism in Eukaryota, Viridiplantae, Streptophyta, Magnoliopsida, Fagales, Betulaceae. Gene Ontology annotation, biological process: carbohydrate metabolic process.
UAAGCUCUUCAGACUUGAAUCCUCGCUUCUCUAAGGACAGUUUCCAAAGAAGGUCGGUGUCAAAGCAAUGAAGAGCAGUAAGAAUUCAUCUGUUCUCGUUUUUGUAUUCUUUGUGGUCAUUAUGAUCUUCGUCAAAUUCUGCCUAAUCUCAGUCGAGGCAAGAAAGAAUCACAUUAGAAAGACCAAACCUCGUAAGGGUGGCAAUGGCGGCGACACUCGUGGCUCAAAUUUUACAGCUCCUUCACCAGCCCCUCUUCCUGACUAUGGUUCUUAUCCCACCUCGUCCACCAUUUUUGAUGUUCUGUCUUUUGGAGCUAAGGGUGACGGAGUCUCAGACGACUCUAAGGCACUGGCUGCAGCAUGGAAAGCUGCGUGCAAGUUCCCUGGGGCGACGGUAGAAAUCCCAUCAGAAUCGAAGUUCCUUAUCAAGCCCAUUACUCUUCAGGGCCCUUGUAUGCCUCACCUCGUACUUCAGAUCGACGGAACUAUCUUAGCUCCUACAAAAGUUGGUUUAUGGCCGAAAUCCGGUUUGUUUCAGUGGAUAAAUUUCAAAUGGGUCCAUAACUUUACCAUUCAAGGCACUGGUACUGUUGAUGGCCAAGGCUCCGACUGGUGGCGUAACUCUCAAAUCCAUUAUAUUCAGAAGAAAUCCAAGCACAUUCCAAAAACCAAACCAACUGCUUUGAGAUUCUAUUCCAGCUAUGAUGUCACUGUUCGCGACAUCAAAAUCAUAAACAGUCCACAGUGCCACUUAAAAUUUGACAGUUCUGGGAGUGUGAAAGUUAGCAAUAUUACGAUUUCUUCGCCGGAGGAUAGCCCGAACACAGACGGGAUUCACCUGCAAAACACCCAAGACGUAGAAAUUCAGCAUUCUAAUAUUGGUUGUGGGGAUGAUUGUGUAUCCAUACAAACUGGUUGCUCCAACGUCCAUGUUCAUCAUAUUAAUUGCGGCCCUGGACAUGGUAUAAGUUUAGGAGGAUUAGGGAAGCACGAAACUGUUGCUUGUGUCUCCGAUAUCGUUGUCGAGAAUAUCUCAGUUCAAAAUGCUCUAUCAGGCGUAAGGAUCAAGACAUGGCAGGGGGGCAUGGGAUCCGUCAAAAACGUAUCAUUCACAAACGUUCAAGUUUCCGACGUGAAGGUCCCGAUAAUGAUAGACCAAUUCUAUUGCGACGAGAGUCUCUGCCGGAACAAGACGAGAGCGGUGCAAAUAUCUGGUGUUAAAUAUAAUCAGAUAACCGGGACGUAUUCCGAGCGACCAAUUCAGCUGGCGUGUAGCAGUGACACUCCGUGCACCGACAUCGAUCUAAUUGAUAUUCAGUUGAAGCCAUCGCCGAGAUGUCAACGUUUUCAGAAGGGCUUGUGUUGGAACUCUUAUGGGAAAUCCAGAGCUCCCCUGGUUCCUUCAAGCAUAGACUAUUGCUUAAGAAGUACAACGGUCAAAAGAGUAGCAACAUCACAUCCCACCAAUGAUGUAUGUUUCUGAAAAUUGGUAAUUGUUUCUUUUUUUCUUUUCAAGUUUGCUUCCCUUCUUCUAUUUUUUUUUUUUUUAAUCUACGAGAA